Messenger RNA from Phascolarctos cinereus (koala), 7992 nucleotides. The record is from RefSeq and is a predicted model, not a curated record. Lineage: Eukaryota; Metazoa; Chordata; Mammalia; Diprotodontia; Phascolarctidae.
AUGACUGUGAGCACACUGACUGUCAUCCCUAGCCAAGGGACAACACCAGCUGCCACGACAUCCUCAGGGACCUCAAGCAGAGCCUCAUCUUCACAGGGCUCCACCUCCACCAGCCCUACACCUCACAGUACCUUACAGCCUGGCAGCCCCACGACUGUGAGAACUCAAGCUAUCACCUCUAGUCCAGGGACAACAGGAGCUGCCACUACAUUCCCAGGGACUUUAUCCACAGUCACAUCUUCGCAAGGCUACUCCUCCAUGAGCACCACAUCCGAGAGUACCACAGAGCUUGGCACCACGAAGACUGUGAGAACACAGACUGUCACCUCUAGCUCAGGGACAACACCAGCUUCCUCUUCCUCCGCAGGGACCUCAGGGACGGCCACAUCUUCUCGUACCUCCACCGCUAGCAGCUCCACCUCUCAGAAUACCACCUACUCUCACAGUAGUACAACUCUGACCUUGGAGGCUCUCAUGCCUACCCUAGGGACAACAGCAGCUGCCACGACUUCCCCAGGGACCUCAGGAACACCUACACCUGAGCAGGGCUCCACCGCCAGCAGCGCUACACCUCAGAGAACCACUGAGCCUGGCCGCAGGACGACUGUGAGCACGCUGACUGUCACCCCUAGCCAAGGGACAACACCACCUGCCAAUACUGCCCCAGGGACCUCAGGAACAGCCACAUCUUCUCUUAGCUCCACCUUCAGAAGUUCUACCUCUCAGAAUACCAGCUAUUCUCACAGUACUACAACUCUGACCACGGAGGCUCUCACAACUACGCCAGGGACAACAGCAGCUGCCACGACUUCCCAAGGGACCUCAAGCAGAGCCAAAUCUGUCCAGGGCUCCACCUCCUCCAGCCCUACACCUCAGAGUACCACAGAGCCUGGCAGCACGACUACUGUGUCCGAAGUGACUGCCACUCAUAGCCAAGGGACAACAGCUGCUGCAACUAAUUCCAUAGGGACCGCAGGAACAACCACAUCUUCCCAGAGCUCCACUUCCAACAACCCCACACCUGAGAGUACCACAGAGCUUGGCAGCAUGACUACUGGAAGAACACAGGCUGUCACUUCUAGCCCAGGGACAACAGCAGGUGCCACUACUUCCUUGGCGACUACAGGAACACCCACACUUUCCCAGGGCUCCAUCCCCACCAGCGCUCUACCUCAGAGUAACACAGAGACUGGCAGCAUGAGCACUCUGAGAACACAAGCGACCACCUCUAGCCCAGGGACAACAGGAGCUGCCACUACUUCCACAGGGACCUCAGGAACAGCCACAGUUUCUUCUAGCUCCACCUACAGCGGUCCCACCACUCAGAGUACCACUAAUUCUCAUAAUACUAUAACUCUGACCACGGAGGCUCUUAUAACUACCCUGUGGACAACAGCAGCUGCCACUACCUUCCCAGGGACCUCAAGCAGAGCCACAUCUCCACAGGGCUCCACUUCCACCAGCCCUACACCUCACAGUACCUUACAGCCUGGCAGCACCACGACUCCCUACACCUCAGAGUACCACAGAGCCUGGCAGCUGGACGACUCCAAGGACAACACCAGCUGCCACGACAUCCUCAGGGACCUCAGCAGAGCCACAAUCUUCACAGGGCUCCACCUCCACAGCCCUACACCUCACAGUAACCUACAGCCUGGCAGCCCCACGACUAGUACCACAGAGCUUGGCACCACGACGACUGUGAGAACACAGAGUGUCACCUCUAGCUCAGGGACAACACCAGCUUCCUCUUCCUCCGCAGGGACCUCAGGGACGCCACAUCUUCUCAAUACCACCUACUCUCACAGUAACUACAACUCUGACCUCGGAGGCGCUCAUGACUACCCUAGGGACAACAGCAGCUGCCACGACUUCCCCAGGGACUCAGGAACACAUACACCUGAGCAGGGCUCCACCGCCAGCAGCGCUACACCUCAGAGAACCACUCAGCCUGGCCGCAGGACGACUAAGUUCUACCUCUCAGAAUACCAGCUAUUCUCACAGUACUACAACUCUGACCACGGAGGCUCUCACAACUACGCCAGGGACAACAGCAGCUGCCACGACUUCCCCAGGGACCUCAAGCACAGCCACAUCUGUCCAGGGCUCCACCUCCUCCAGCCCUACACCUCAGAGUCCAGAGAGCCUGGCAGCAAGACUACUCUGUCCGAAGUGACUGUCACUCAUAGCCAAGGGACAACAGCUGCUGCAACUAAUUCCAUAGGGACCGCAGGAACAACCACAUCUUCCCAGAGCUCCACUUCCAACAACCGAACACCUCAGAGUACCACAGAGCCUGGCCGCACGACUACUGUGGACCGCAGGAACAACCACAUCUUCCAGAGCUCCACUUCCUACAACCCCACACCUGAGAGUACCACAGAGCUUGGCAGCAUGACAACUGGAAGAACACAGGCUGUCACUUCUAGCCCAGGCACAACAGCAGGUGCCACUACUUCCUUGGCGACCACAGGAACACCCACACUUUCCCAGGGCUCCAUCCCCACCAGCGCUCUACCUCAGAGUAACACAGAGACUGGCAGCAUGAGCACUCUGAGAACACAAGCGACCACCUCUAGCCCAGGGACAACAGGAGCUGCCACUACUUCCACAGGGACCUCAGGAACAGCCACAGUUUCUUCUAGCUCCACCUACAGCGGUCCCACCACUCAGAGUACCACUAAUUCUCAUAAUACUAUAACUCUGACGCACGGAGGCUCUUAUAACUACCCUGUGGACAACAGCAGCUGCCACUACAUUCCAGGGACCUCAAGCAGAGCCACAUCUCCACAGGGCUCCACUUCCACCAGCCCUACACCUCACAGUACCUUACAGCCUGGCAGCACCACGACUGUGAGAACUCAACCCAUCACCUCUAGUCCAGGGACAACAGCAGCUGCCACGACUUCCCCAGGGACCUCAGGAACACCUACACCUGAGCAGGGCUCCACCGCCAGCAGCGCUACACCUCAGAGAACCACUGAGCCUGGCCGCAGGACGACUGUGAGCACGCUGACUGUCACCCCUAGCCAAGGGACAACACCACCUGCCAAUACUGCCCCAGGGACCUCAGGAACAGCCACAUCUUCUCUUAGCUCCACCUUCAGAAGUUCUACCUCUCAGAAUACCAGCUAUUCUCACAGUACUACAACUCUGACCACGGAGGCUCUCACAACUACGCCAGGGACAACAGCAGCUGCCACUACUUCCCCAGGGACCUCAAACAGAGCCACAUCCUCCCAGGGCUCCAUCUCCCCCAGUCCUACACCUCACAGUACCACAGAGCCUGGCAGCUGGACGACUGUGAGAACACAGGGUAGCAUUUCUAGCCCAGGGACAACAGCGCCAGGGACUUCAUCCACAGCCACAUCUUCGCAGGGUUCCACCUCCAUCAGCCCCACACUGGAGAGUACCACAGAGCCUGGCAGCACGAUGACUGUGAGCACACUGACUGUCAUCCCUAGCCAAGGGACAACACCAGCUGCCACGACAUCCUCAGGGACCUCAAGCAGAGCCUCAUCUUCACAGGGCUCCACCUCCACCAGCCCUACACCUCACAGUACCUUACAGCCUGGCAGCCCCACGACUCAGCUCCACCUCUCAGAAUACCACCUACUCUCACAGUACACAACUCUGACCUCGGAGGCUCUCACGCCUACCCUAGGGACAACAGCAGCUGCCACGACUUCCCCAGGGACCUCAGGAACACCUACACCUGAGCAGGGCUCCACCGCCAGCAGCGCUACACCUCAGAGAACCACUGAGCCUGGCCGCAGGACGACUAAGUUCUACCUCUCAGAAUACCAGCUAUUCUCACAGUACUACAACUCUGACCACGGAGGCUCUCACAACUACACCAGGGACGACAGCAGCUGCCACGACAUCCCCAGGGACCUCAAGCAGAGCCACAUCUGUCCAGGGCUCCACCUCUCCAGCCCUACACCUCAGAGUACCACAGAGCCUGGGACCUCAGGAACAGCCACAGUUUCUUCUAGCUCCACUACAGCGGUCCCACCACUCAGACCCUACACCUCACAGUACCUUACAGCCUGGCAGCACCACGACUGUGAGAACUCAACCCAUCACUCUAGUCCAGGGACAACAGCAGCUGCCACUACUACCCCAGGGACCUCAAACAGAGCCACAUCUUCCAGGGCUCCAUCUCCCCAGCCUACACCUCACAGUACCACAGAGCCUGGCAGCUGGACGACUGUGAGAACACAGGGUAGCAUUUCUAGCCCAGGGACAACAGCGCCAGGGACUUCAUCCACAGCCACAUCUUCCCAGGGUUCCACCUCCAUCAGCCCCACACUGGAGAGUACCACAGAGCCUGGCAGCAUGAUGACUGUGAGCACACUGACUGUCAUCCCUAGCCAAGGGACAACACCAGCUGCCACGACAUCCUCAGGGACCUCAAGCAGAGCUCAUCUUACAGGGCUCCACCUCCACCAGCCCUACACCUCACAGUACCUUACAGCCUGGCAGCCCACGACUGUGAGAACUCAAGCUAUCACCUCUAGUCCAGGGAAACAGAGCUGCACGACUUCCCAGGGACCUCGGAACACCCACAUCUUCCCAGGGCUCACCUCCAUUAUCACCACACCUAACACAACCACAGAGCCAGGCAGCGACAUCUGGACCUCAGGGACGGCCACAUCUUCUCGUACCUCCACUGCUAGCAGCUCCACCUCUCAGAAUACCACCUACUCUCACAGUACUACAACUCUGACUCGGAGCUCUCACGCCUACCCUAGGGACAACAGCAGCUGCCACGACUUCCCCAGGGACCUCAGGAAACCUACACCUGAGCAGGGUCCACCGCCAGCAGCGCUACACUCAGAGAACACUGAGCCUGGCGCAGGACGACUGGACAACAGCAGCUGCCACGACUUCCCAGGGACCUCAGGAACACCUACACCUGAGCAGGGCUCCACCGCCAGCAGCGCUACACCUCAGAGAACCACUGAGCCUGGCCGCAGGACGACUCUCCACCUUCAGAAGUUCUACCUCUCAGAAUACCAGCUAUUCUCACAGUACUACAAUCUGACCACGGAGGCUCUCACAACUACGCCAGGGACAACAGCAGCUGCCCACGACUUCCCCAGGGACCUCAAGCAGAGCCACAUCUGUCCAGGGCUCCACCUCCUCCAGCCCUACACCUCAGAGUACCACAGAGCCUGGCAGCACGACUACUGUGUCCACACAGCUGCCACUACCUUCCCAGGGACCUCAAGCAGAGCCACAUCUUCACAGGGCUCCACUUCCACCAGCCCUACACCUCACAGUACCUUACAGCCUGGCAGCACCACGACUGUGAGAACUCAACCCAUCACCUCUAGUCCAGGGACAACAGCAGCUGCCACUACUUCCCCAGGGACCUCAAGCAGAGCCACAUCCUCCCAGGGCUCCAUCUCCCCCAGCCCUACACCUCAGAGUACCACAGAGCCUGGCAGCUGGACGACUGUGAGAACACAGGGUAGCAUUUCUAGCCCAGGGACAGCAGCCCCAGGGACUUCAUCCACAGCCACAUCUUCCCAGGGUUCCACCUCCAUCAGCCCCACACUGGAGAGUACCACAGAGCCUGGCAGCACGAUGACUGUGAGCACACUGACUGUCAUCCCUAGCCAAGGGACAACACCAGCUGCCACGACAUCCUCAGGGACCUCAAGCAGAGCCUCAUCUUCACAGGGCUCCACCUCCACCAGCCCUACACCUCACAGUACCUUACAGCCUGGCAGCCCCACGACUGUGAGAACUCAAGCUAUCACCUCUAGUCCAGGGACAACAGCAGCUGCCACGACUUCCCCAGGGACCUCGGGAACACCCACAUCUUCCCAGGGCUCCACCUCCAUUAUCACCACACCUAACACAACCACAGAGCCAGGCAGGACAUCUGUGAGAACACUGACUUUCACCUCUAGCCAAGGGACAACAGGAGCUGCCACUACAUUCCCAGGGACUUUAUCCACACUCACAUCUUCGCGAGGCUACACCUCCAUGAGCACCACAUCCCAGAGUACCACAGAGCUUGGCACCACGACGACUGUGAGAACACAGACUGUCACCUCUAGCUCAGGGACAACACCAGCUUCCUCUUCGUCCGCAGGGACCUCAGGGACGGCCACAUCUUCUCGUACCUCCACCGCUAGCAGCUCCACCUCUCAGAAUACCACCUACUCUCACAGUACUACAACUCUGACCUCGGAGGCUCUCACGCCUACCCUAGGGACAACAGCAGCUGCCACGACUUCCCCAGGGACCUCAGGAACACCUACACCUGAGCAGGGCUCCACCGCCAGCAGCGCUACACCUCAGAGAAGCACUGAGCCUGGCCGCAGGACGACUGUGAGCACGCUGACUGUCACCCCUAGCCAAGGGACAACACCACCUGCCAAUACUGCCCCAGGGACCUCAGGAACAGCCACAUCUUCUCUUAGCUCCACCUUCAGAAGUUCUACCUCUCAGAAUACCAGCUAUUCUCACAGUACUACAACUCUGACCACGGAGGCUCUCACAACUACGCCAGGGACAACAGCAGCUGCCACGACAUCCCCAGGGACCUCAAACAGAGCCACAUCUGUCCAGGGCUCCACCUCCUCCAGCCCUACACCUCAGAGUACCACAGAGCCUGGCAGCACGACUACUGUGUACACAGUGACUGCCACUCAUAGCCAAGGGACAACAGCUGCUGCCACUAAUUCCAUAGGGACCGCAGGAACAACCACAUCUUCCCAGAGCUCCACUUCCAACAACCCCACACCUGAGAGUACCACAGAGCUUGGCAGCAUGACAACUGGAAGAACACAGGCUGUCACUUCUAGCCCAGGCACAACAGCAGGUGCCACUACUUCCUUGGCGACCACAGGAACCCCCACACUUUCCCAGGGCUCCAUCCCCACCAGCGCUCUACCUCAGAGUAACACAGAGACUGGCAGCAUGAGCACUCUGAGAACACAAGCGACCACCUCUAGCCCAGGGACAACACCAGCUGCCAUGACAUCCUCAGGGACCUCAAGCAGAGCCUCAUCUUCACAGGGCUCCACCUCCACCAGCCCUACACCUCACAGUACCUUACAGCCUGGCAGCCCCACGACUGUGAGAACUCAAGCUAUCACCUCUAGUCCAGGGACAACAGCAGUGAUAUGCUUAAAUGGAGGUAGUUGGAGUGGAAACUCUUGCAUCUGUCCCACUGGUUACAAUGGAGAGCAAUGUGAGGAGAAGGACAUUGUGUGCGAGAAUGGGGGCACCUGGGAUGGAACCAAAUGCAUCUGCAGUGUCCUCUUCUAUGGCACUAAGUGUGAAUUGGUUUCAGACAGCCUUCCCAUAGGCACUCCUCCAGAAGAGGUCAAUGCUACCCUGGGAAUGAAUGUGUCUGUGAUUAAUAUGGAAUUUACAAAGGACUUAGAAAACACAUCUUCGGAUGCCUACAAGAAUUUCACUGAAGUGUUCAAAACACAGAUGGAUACCAUUUUCCAAAACAUCUCUCACUAUUCUGGUGUGGAGAUCAAGAAGCUUUCAAAUGGCAGUAUACUGGUGGAGUAUAAUGUGAUCCUGUCAACAAGUUUCACCCCAGAUUACAUGACAGAAUUGGAGACUAGUGCGAAGAAGGUAGAGGAAACAAUUAAAACAGUAAUCAUUGAGGAAGGAGACAAAGGAUGCACAGAAAUAUUAUGUUUCAACCCCAACGAGACAUCAGUGGAUGAGCUUAUAGUUUCCUAUGAUCCUCUGGUGGAAUGCCAAGAGACUGCUGGAGAAUUUAAGGAAUUCUUCUACAUUGACUACAAGGACGAAACACCAGAGUGUAUUAACAGAUGCAUGCAAGGCUUCAACUCAUCACUGGACUGCAACCAGGGAAAGUGUCUGUUCCAGCAGAGUGGGUCUCGGAUAGGGCCUCGAUGCUUCUGUUUCACAACAGAUACACACUGGUACUGGGGAGAAACCUGUGACUUCAGCACCAGUAAGAACCUGGUGUAUGGGUUAGUGGGCACUUAG